Messenger RNA from Phodopus roborovskii (desert hamster), 4105 nucleotides. RefSeq names its product collagen type XX alpha 1 chain (gene Col20a1). Gene Ontology annotation, molecular function: protein binding. Bases 7 to 3960 code for a protein of 1317 amino acids. The transcript is spliced from 36 exons. Lineage: Eukaryota; Metazoa; Chordata; Mammalia; Rodentia; Cricetidae. The record is from RefSeq and is a predicted model, not a curated record.
CUCACCAUGAGCCUCCGAGGCUCCUACCUCCACUUCUGCCUCUGGAUGCUGGGUGCCACCUUGGUACUGGGGCAGGAACAAGUAAGUGGCCGUCUGAGGUUGGCAGUACUACCUGAGGACCAGCUGCAGAUGAAGUGGAGGGAAGCAGAGGGGAAUGGUCUUGGCUACUUGGUGCAGGUGACGCCUAUGGCAGGGGACUUGGAGCAGGAGCUGAUAUUAACCACCAAGACACCCAAGGCCACCGUGGGUGGCCUGAGCCCUUCCAAGGGCUACACCUUGCAGAUCUUCGAGCUCACUGGCUCUGGGCCUGUCCUGCUGGCACGAAGGGAAUUUGUGAUUGAGGAUCUGAAGAGCAGAGGCAGCCGCAGGCUGGUGGGACCCACUGUGGAUCCAACCUCCUUCCCUCUGGGGGCCUCCGACCCUGGAAAAACACCUGCGCCCAGUAUCGCCUUUACUUCAAGCAGAGACCAGCCUAUUCUUGCUGACCCCCAGUUCCACUGCACACCCCCAACUCCUACUGAUAUAAUCUUCCUGGUGGACGGGUCCUGGAGCAUCGGCCACAGACACUUCCAGCAGGUCAAAGACUUCCUGGCCAGCAUCAUCAUACCUUUUGAAAUAGGACCAGAUAAAGUCCAAGUAGGUCUGACUCAGUACAGUGGAGAACCCCAGACAGAGUGGGACCUGAACUCCUUCCACACCAAGGCACAGGUGCUGGCAGCAGUACACAGCCUCCGCUUCAGGGGAGGAAACACCUUCACAGGUCUUGCCCUAACCCAUGUACUGGGGCAGAACCUGAAGCCAGCAGCAGGUGCUCGUGCAGAGGCAGCCAAGGUGUUGAUUCUAGUGACAGAUGGCAAGUCCCAGGAUGAUGUGCGCACAGCUGCCCGAAUUCUUAAGGACCAGGACAUUGAUGUCUUUGUUGUGGGUGUGAAGAAUGCUGAUGAGGCUGAGCUGAAGCUCCUGGCAUCCCAGCCACUGGACAUCACUGUUCACAAUGUGCUGGACUUCCCUCAGCUGGCCACCUUAGCUGCCCUGAUCAGUCGCCUCAUUUGCCAAACAAUCCAGGGCAGGGGCCCAGUCAAACCAGCAGCGACUUCUCUGGCCCUGGACCCCCUCCCCAUGCCUUCCAGACUGGACCUGACCCAUGUCACCUCAUCCAGUGUCCACCUGUCUUGGACUCCAGCCUUAUACCCACCCCUCAAAUAUUUAAUUGUGUGGCAGCCUUCUAGGGGCGGUGCCCCCAAGGAGGUGGUGGUGGAGGGGCCUGCUUCAUCCAUGGAGCUUCAAAACCUGACCUCCAACACAGAAUACGUGGUCUCUGUGCUCCCUGUCUAUGAGAGUGGGUUUGGCAAGAGCCUGCAAGGCCGGACAACCACAGCACCCCUGCCUCCACCUGGAGCACUGACCCUAGCUUCAGUGACUCCCAGAACCCUCCACCUCACCUGGCAGCCCUCUGCUGGGGCCACUCAGUACUUGGUGCGGUACUUGCUGGCUGCCUCCCCCAGUGAGGAGCAGAGGAGAGAGGUACACGUGGGGCAGCCUGAGGUACUGCUGGAUGGCCUGGAGCCAGGCCAGGACUAUGAGGUUUCAGUGCAGAGCCUUCGGGGACCAGAAGCCAGCGAGGUCCGGAGCAUCAAUGCCAGGACCACUGCCCUGGGGCCCCCAAGACACCUGAGUUUCUCAGAUGUGAGCUACAACUCAGCCUGCGUGUCCUGGGAAGCCCAGAGGCCUGUGCGCCUGGUCAAGGUCAGCUAUGUCUCUAGUGAUGGCAGCCACUCUGGGCAGGCUCAGGUUCCUGGGAAUACUACCUCAGCCACCCUGGGCACCCUUUCCUCCUCUACCAAGUACACCGUCCGAGUCACCUGUUUUUACUUCGGGGGUGGCUCCUCCACGCUGACUGGUCAUGUGACCACAAAGAAAGCUCCCAGCCCCAGCCAGCUGUCCGUGAUGGAGCUCCCCGGAGAUGCAGUCAAGCUGUCAUGGGUGGCCACUGCCUUGUCUGGUGUACUUGUUUAUCAAAUCAAGUGGAUGCCCUUGGGAGAGGGCAAGGCCCACGAGAUCUCUGUCCCAGGGACCCUUGACACAGCCGUCUUACCUGGCCUGAUGAGUCAUGUGGAAUAUGAGAUCACCAUCCUUGCCUACUACAGGGACGGCACUCACAGCGACCCUGUGUCCCUCCGCUACAUCCCCUCUUCAGCAAGCAGGAGCCCCCCAUCCAACCUGGUCUUGUCCUCGGAGACCCCCAACAGCCUGCAGGUCAGCUGGACACCACCAAGUGGCCAUGUCUUACAUUACCGGGUCAACUAUGCACUGGCCUCAGGCUCUGGGCCAGAGAAAUUGAUCUCUGUGCCAGGCACCAGGAGCCGUGUGGUACUUCCUGACCUGCUGUCUGCCACCAAGUACAGGGUCCUGGUCUCAGCUGUCUAUGGGGCAGGAGAGAGUGUAGCAGUGUCUGCCACAUACCGCACAGCAGCCUGCCCAGCCCUGCACCCGGACAAUUCCCUCUCAGGGUUUGACCUGAUGGUGGCCUUUGGUCUUGUGGCAAAGGAGUAUGCCUCUAUCCGAGGUGUGGCUAUGGAGCCCUCAGCCUUGGGCAUGGCCCCCACCUUCACAGUCUUCAAGGAGGCUCAACUGAUGCGGCGAGCCAGUGACAUCUACCCAGCAGCUCUGCCACCAGAACACACCAUCGUCUUCCUUGUGCGCCUACUCCCCGAGACACCCCGAGAAGCCUUUGCGCUGUGGCAGAUGAUGGCUGAGGACUCCCAGCCCAUCGUCGGGGUUCUGCUGGAUGCUGGCAGGAAGUCUCUAACUUACUUCAACCAUGAUCCCAGGGAAACCUUGCAGGAGGUCACCUUUGACCUGCAGGAUGCAAAGAAGAUUUUCUUCGGAAGCUUCCACAAGGUACAUGUGGCUGUGGGCCAUUCCAAGGUCAGACUUUACGUGGACUGUCGGAAGGUGGCUGAGCGGCCUAUUGGGGAUGCUGGCAGCCCACCAACAGCUGGGUUCAUCACACUAGGGAGGCUAGCCAAGGCCAGGGGACCACGGAGCAGCUCAGCCACGUUCCAGCUCCAAAUGUUGCAAAUCGUGUGCAGUGACACCUGGGCGGACAAGGACAGAUGCUGUGAACUCCCUGCAUUGAGGGAUGGAGAGACAUGCCCAGCCUUCCCUUCCUCCUCCUGCAUCUGCUCAUCUGAGACCCCUGGGCCACCAGGGCCCCAAGGCCCUCCGGGCCUCCCUGGAAGGAAUGGCACUCCAGGACAGCAGGGACACCCGGGGCCCAAGGGAGAACCAGGACCACCUGGACAGACAGGACCCGAAGGGCCUGGAGGUCAGCAGGGUUCACCAGGGACCCAGGGCCGCACAGUCCAGGGACCCAUGGGUCCCCCAGGAAUCAAAGGAGAGAAGGGAGAUCAUGGACCCCCAGGUUUGCAGGGCCUCUCUGGCCAGCAGGGCCUCCCCGGGAAAGCUGGCCUACAGGGACCGAAGGGAAUGAGAGGACUAGAGGGACCUGCUGGCCUACCUGGACCACCUGGCCCCAGGGGGUUCCAGGGUUUGGCAGGCGCCAGAGGCAGCAGCGGGGAACGAGGGCCCCCAGGGGCUGUGGGGCCCACGGGUCUCCCAGGAUCCAAAGGUGAACGAGGAGAGAAGGGAGAGCCACAGUCCCUUGCCACCAUCUUCCAGCUGGUGAGCCAGGCCUGCGAGUCAGCCAUACAGACACAUGUGCUGAAGCUGAAUUCCUUCCUCCAUGAGAAUGCCCGGCCCCCAAUGCCCUUCAUGGUGGAGACAGCAAAGCCAGGCAGACCUGGAUCUAUAGAGCCUCCUGGGUCACAUAAUGAGGCUCUAUUUCCUGGAGACGGAGGACAUGUCCGCCGUCCUGAGGACCAAGGUGAGCCUGCAGCUAUCAGCCACAUAGGCAGCCCUGGACUGCUGGAGGGCCAGACCCCAGAACCCCUGGAGUGAACAGAACAACGGUGUCCUGGAGGGAUGGAGAGGGAAGCCAGAGGAAGACCCCGAGGCAGCGGGAGUUGGAAGGGAGAAGGAUGGCGCCUCUCAAGUCCCUUCUUUGUACACUUCCAGGUUGAGAUAAACCUCUGCUUGCUCACCA